Molecule: messenger RNA, 2037 nt
Organism: Amyelois transitella
Lineage: Eukaryota; Metazoa; Arthropoda; Insecta; Lepidoptera; Pyralidae
Gene: Dlish
Product: SH3 domain-containing protein Dlish
Exons: 7
Coding region: 131-1150 (339 amino acids)
Molecular function (GO): protein binding
Source: RefSeq, a predicted model, not a curated record
UGACAGGUAGAAACCGUGUGAAAAUUGUAAAUGCAGUAGGUAAAUCUGUAAAGCUAGUAAUGAAUUUUCAAGAAAUUGAUCAAAAUUGUUGUUUUAUAUGAGGAAUGUGUUAACAUAAUAUAAAUACAUAAUGGCAUUUCUAUGUCCAGUGCGAAUACGAAAAGGGAAAAAGAAGAAAUCCAGUAGCGGGGAUUCAGAAAAAGAUCUCUCAAGGCCAGGCUCUGGUUUAAGUCCUGGCAUGGGCCGCAUCACAGGCUCUGCAAGUAUUGAAACUCUAGUGAGGGUUGGCAUUGAGAAGGAACAUGGGCUCAGUCCAGAUUCCAAAAUGGUGGUUCUUCAUGACUUUGCACCUUGUGUUGAUGAUGAACUUGAGGUAAAAAGAGGGCAAAUUGUAAAUGUGUUGUACCGAGAAAAUGACUGGGUCUAUGUAAUACUAGCAGAGUCCAGAAGGGAGGGUUUCAUUCCACACUCAUAUUGCGCUCCGUGUGAACCCCAUGACCUUAAGAAAAAACUGCCCAGAAGUAGAUCUCCUACCGAUUUAGCACAUAGAGAUGUCUCACAGUUGUCCGUAUCAGAUGGAGCCACUAAUGUGGGCGAUGGUCACUCGGAGCUGGGCAGUGAAGGAGAAGCAUGUCCGUUCAGCAAAGACCCCUCAGGCCGUUACGUUGUACUGUACACAUUCACUGCCAGAGAUGAGAACGAUGUGGAUGUUGAAAGAGGAGAAUUUGUUACAGUGCUCAAUAGAGAAGAUCCAGAUUGGUAUUGGAUAGUGAGGAGUGAUGGACAAGAGGGAUUCAUACCGUCUGGUUUUGUUUAUCCAGCAGUGGUACAAGCUACCCAACAAGAGAACAGCCCACAGCUGCAAUCGCCGCCGGCUUCGAACCCCAACACGACGCUUCUGUCGGCCACCACCGGCCUCAGCCCCGCGCAAGACAGCGACGGACGGUACCACGGCACGGAGCUAGUCAUGCUUUACGAUUAUAAGGCGCAAGCGCCAGACGACUUGUCGGUGAAGCGCGGCGAGUGGGUGUACGCGGACCUCACGCAGCAGACGGUGGAGGGCUGGCUGUGGGCGCACGCUCCCAAGUCGCGGCGCUCCGGGUUCAUCCCCACCGCCUACGCGCGAGCUCCGCAUACUACUACACUAUAACUAAGGAAUAUCAAACCACUAUACUCGUACAGAUACAAAUAUGUGGUACUAUAAUAUGAUUUUCUAUGACUAUGCUACAAUUGACGCAGAAAGAGUAGACCCUAAAGCGCAGAAAAAUAUUUAAAAAAUACAAUACUCGCAUGCUGGAAUCUCUGCCCCUUGCAUGGCACACUCAACGUUAAUUUUAACUAGGGCUUUGAAUUAUGACGUGAAAUGGGACAGCGACAGUCUUUCGCUGAGUAUGAGUAAAAUUAACUGCAAACUUCUUCUGUUAAGUUUUGAACAGAACUGUUAAUUUAUAAAGAAUCAAUAAUUGAUAAAUUUAAUUUGUAUUUUAAUUGCCGUGUGGUUCCUGGGACCGGAAAAAAGAAUAGGACCACUCCAUUUCUUAACAAUGGAUGUCGUAAAAGGUGGCUAUCCCUUAGCCAUGCUUAUGAACUAGGCAUUUUUAGGCGAUGGGCUAGCAACCUGGCAUUAUUUGAAUCACAAUUCUAUCAUUGAGCCAAACAGCUGAACGUGGCCUACCAGUCUUUUCAGUACUGUUGGCUCUGUUUACUGUUGCAGGGGAUAUAAACGUGAUUUUAUGUAUGUAUACAUUUCAGCUCAAGCUAGACAAGAAAGCUUUUCAUCAUCAUUAUUAGAUCUGACAUAGUUUUAAAAGAAUAUGCCUUAAUCUUAGCCUUUUAGUUAUGGCCAUAACUUCGUCUUUUUAUUGUGUAAAUGUAAUAAAGAUUGUCUUCCGUAAGCUAAGUUUAAAUGUUGUGUACAUUUUCCGUCCAAAUUUGACUGGCUCAAUUUAUUUCGUAUGAAUAUUUUUACUAUUAAACUCAAGUUUACUACAUAUCGAUAUUUUUUACUGUGUAAGAUUAAAUGUUAUUAAAAUUUAA